Molecule: messenger RNA, 1491 nt
Organism: Pieris napi
Lineage: Eukaryota; Metazoa; Arthropoda; Insecta; Lepidoptera; Pieridae
Gene: Rab14
Product: ras-related protein Rab-14
Exons: 5
Coding region: 228-869 (213 amino acids)
Biological process (GO): phagosome maturation; endocytic recycling; Golgi to endosome transport
Cellular component (GO): phagocytic vesicle; Golgi apparatus; recycling endosome
Molecular function (GO): GTPase activity; GTP binding
Source: RefSeq, a predicted model, not a curated record
AUUUCACCACACGACAGUAGACAGCUGACUUAUUAAACCCCAAAAUACGUAUCUACGAGUUACGACCCAGCUAAUAGAUUUAGCUAAAGUUCGAGUAUAUGGUUUUUGUAUUUUGAUAUCACAUUAUUGUAGAACUACUAAAUUGCUUACGAAAUAAGGAUUUUUUGCUUUUGGCAUAACGCGAACGCUUUUUCAUAGUCACCGAGGAUUUAUUUCUAUUGUAAAAAAUGACUUCAGGGCCAUACAAUUAUUCUUAUAUAUUUAAAUAUAUUAUCAUUGGCGACAUGGGGGUUGGUAAAUCUUGUCUUCUACAUCAGUUUACAGAGAAAAAAUUUAUGGCAGACUGCCCUCAUACUAUUGGUGUCGAGUUCGGAACCAGAAUUAUUGAAGUGGCAGGUCAGAAAAUCAAGCUUCAGAUAUGGGAUACCGCUGGACAAGAGAGGUUUCGAGCUGUAACUCGCUCUUACUACAGAGGGGCAGCAGGUGCCCUUAUGGUAUAUGAUAUAACAAGAAGAUCUACUUACAAUCAUUUAAGUAGUUGGCUGACAGAUACUCGCAACUUGACUAAUCCUAGUACUGUAAUAUUUUUGAUUGGAAAUAAAUCUGAUUUGGAUGGCCAAAGAGAUGUUACAUAUGAAGAGGCAAAGCAAUUUGCAGAUGAAAAUGGAUUAAUGUUUGUUGAAGCCAGUGCAAAAACUGGUCAAAAUGUGGAGGAAGCUUUCCUUGAAACAGCAAAAAAGAUAUACCAAAGCAUUCAAGAUGGCCGUUUGGAUUUAAAUGCUGCGGAGUCUGGAGUUCAACACAAACCUGCCUCCCCUGGGCGUCCACUUGCAGCACCUCCUGCCUCACGGGACAAUUGUGCCUGCUAACUCACAUUCAACCCUGCCCCAUACAAGACUAUGGUAACAUAUUGCCCCAAUUAAAAAUAUGAUUUCUAUCCAAUGUGUGUAAUUACUAAAAUAAUUAACAUGCUAGUUUUUUGUCUAUAUGGUCGGUGAGGGUUUAAACUGUCUCGUGAUGCAGGUAUUAGGAACAUGAGUAUCUAAAUUAAUUUGCUUUUUUAAGUAUAGUAUAUUUUAAAAUAAUAUUAUUGGUAAUUACACAAAUUUAGAUGAAAAAUUCAAGUACUAGCAUCGAAAUCAAAAUAACUAUACCGUGUAUUUACUUUUUAAUGGUCCAUAUUUUAUAACAUCGUCUUGAUCACUUUAAAAUGUCCAUUUUUUUAAAAUAUCUAAUAAUAAUUUACUGUUUACCUUUUAGAAUACUGGUUUUAGACACCCGAAAUCAGUUUUCAAUACAUCCAUAUUUUAUUUAUCCAAAUUUAUUGAAUUUUAGUAAAUGAGGUCUUGGAAUGGAAUAUAGACUCAGGCUACUCUGACUUUGUUUAUAUUUAAUGCAAAUAAGAUGGCAAGCAAUAUCGACUUUGUAUCUAUUAUAAUUUUGACAAAUUGCUUGUAGAUAACUGGGAACAAAUUAAAUUUUCUGAAAAUU